AUGAAUGAAGAAGUCAAGAAGCUAACACCCAUGGGACGAAUUCAGAAGCCUGCUUACAACGUUAUUGCACAAUGGGUUCAAAGAGCUUGGGAUGACAUUGAUCCAACACUUAUUCGACAUGCAUUUAAGUGUUGUGGGAUUUCAAAUAAUCGUAACAGUUCUGAAGACAGACAAAUCUUUGAUUAUAAUUUCUUAAAAGUGAACAGUUCUACGUCUUAUAUCUUUGGUGAGGAAGAAAAUUAUGAAAAUUCUAAUGAAUCGGUUGAAAAUCAUGAAGGGUCUAGUGAAUCGGUUGAAAAUCAUGAAGGGUCUAGUGAAUCGGAUAGAAACUAUGAAGGGUCAAAUAAAUCGAUAAGAAGUUGUGAUAAUGAUAAAAACCCUGGUCAAUCUCCUGAAAAUGAACUUAUUUUAGAUUUUGGAGAUAAAAAUUUUAAUGAGCAUUAUAAUGAUUUGGAAGUAGAGAACUAUUCCAACUACUGGCAUUAA
Molecule: messenger RNA, 486 nt
Organism: Cetraspora pellucida
Lineage: Eukaryota; Fungi; Glomeromycota; Glomeromycetes; Diversisporales; Gigasporaceae
Source: the annotation of a GenBank genome assembly